Molecule: messenger RNA, 753 nt
Organism: Fusarium sp. VM40
Lineage: Eukaryota; Fungi; Ascomycota; Sordariomycetes; Hypocreales; Nectriaceae
Source: the annotation of a GenBank genome assembly
AUGUCUUCCUCAUACCCCGUCUUAGUUCUUGUCCACGGAGCCUGGCACCACCCAAGCCAUUACAAACUCCUGGUUGAGGCAUGCCGCAACGAAGGUUUCCAAGACAUCGUCACACCACGCAACCUUACGUCAGGCUCUAUAGAGCAGGUUAUCGGUAAAACGCACCUGGAUGACGUUCAGGUUAUCCAGGAAGCAAUUGCUCCCUUCCUGGAUGCCGGCAGAGAACUUGUCCUAGUCGCUCACAGUUAUGGGGGUGUCCCGGCUGCUUCUUCUUUGAAAGGGAACACAGUCCAGGAGCGAGCAGAGAAGGGGCUUAGGGGUGGGAUUAGGGGUCUUGUUGCUAUCGCUGCUUUCCUUCUGUCGCAAAAGGGGCUAUCUGUCUUCCAACCUGAUGGCACACAGUACGGCCCGAUAUUUGACGUACAGGAUGGCUAUGUUGGCACCACUUCUACGUUUCGGGAGGCCCUUUUCAGAGGAGUCAAAUCAGAUCAGGUCUUGCCUGAACUCAACAAGCAAAGCCGAUUGAGCCUUGAGACACCUGUCCAAGUGGUAGCUGGGGAUUUUGAUAUUCCAAAGGUUUACUUUGUCUGUGAAGACGAUGAGGUAGUCCCAGCUAAGCAACAACUUGCCAUGGCACAGGCGGCGGGUGCUAGAGUAGUGACUCUCUCGAGUGGCCACAGCCCUCACUUGGAUAAGCAACACAGCCAGGCCAUUGCAGUCAAGGUCAGCGAGUUAUUCGCCCAUGGAGCCUAG